Molecule: messenger RNA, 603 nt
Organism: Capsicum annuum
Lineage: Eukaryota; Viridiplantae; Streptophyta; Magnoliopsida; Solanales; Solanaceae
Exons: 5
Coding region: 1-603 (200 amino acids)
Source: RefSeq, a predicted model, not a curated record
AUGCCUGCUUUACAUGCAAGUGGUACUUGGGAGCUUGAUUCCCUUCCUGCAGACGGUCAGGUUGAUCGACUUAAGGCUCACUUUGUUGCCAAAGGAUACACACAAAUAUUUAGGCUUGAUUAUAGUGACACUUUUUUGCCAGUGGCUAAAAUAGCAUUUAUCCGUCUUUUCCUAUCUAUUGCUGCCGUUCGGCAUUGGCCUCUUUAUCAAUUGGAUAUUAAGAAUGCUUUUCUGCAUGCAACAUCUCUUUCAUCACUUUCAGACCAAAGACCUCGGCAGAAUGAAAUAUUUUCUAGGUAUGCUUUAUCCAUUCUUGAGGAGACAGGAACGAUGGGAUGUAGACCCAUUGAAACUCCUAUGGAUCCAAAUGCCAAACUUCUACCAGGACACAGGGAGCCACUCAGUGAUCCUGAAAGUCAUUGGGAUGCAGUUGUUCGUAUUUUGCGAUAUAUAAAGACAGCUCCAAGUAAAGGACUACCUUUUGAGCAUCGAGGUCACGAGCAUAUCAUUGGAUACACAGAUGUUGAUAGGGCAGGAUCACCCUCUGAUAGAUGUUCUACCUCCGGAUAUUGUGUUUUAAUAGGAGGUAAUUUGGUGUCUUGA